CGCGCCACGACAGACGGCUCCAUGCCAAAAUAUUUCCAGUAUUAUAGUUUAAGUGAACUGGCAACAUUUUCAAAAUAGUAAUUUUAUAGUCUAUGCCUUUUCUUUGACAAGUGUCACUAUUCCAGAAAUUGUCUCUUUUCGGUGGGCCGUGUUAGCGGAACGAGCUCGCCAAGAUGGUGAAUAACAGGGUACCGUCGGUAUUCUCCAAAACCUAUGUGACGCCUCGUCGUCCCUUCGAGAAGGCGCGUCUCGACCAGGAGUUGAAGAUCAUCGGAGAGUAUGGUCUCCGCAACAAGCGUGAGGUAUGGCGCGUCAAGUACACGCUUGCCCGCAUCCGUAAGGCUGCCCGUGAGCUGCUCACCCUCGAAGAGAAGGACCCCAAGAGGUUGUUCGAAGGUAACGCGCUUUUGCGUCGUCUUGUCAGGAUCGGCGUGUUGGAUGAGAAACAGAUGAAGCUCGAUUACGUGCUCGGUCUGAAGAUCGAGGACUUCUUGGAGCGCCGUCUGCAGACCCAGGUGUUCAAGGCUGGUCUCGCCAAGUCCAUUCAUCACGCACGUAUCCUCAUCAGACAGAGGCACAUCCGUGUACGCAAACAAGUGGUGAACAUCCCUUCAUUCAUUGUUCGCCUGGACAGUGGCAAACACAUUGACUUCUCCCUGAAGUCGCCCUUCGGUGGCGGCAGGCCCGGUCGCGUCAAGAGGAAGAACCUGCGCAAGGGACAGGGUGGCGGCGCCGCUGCUGAUGAAGAGGAGGAUUAGACAAUAAAUGACGUGUUUAUUAUCUCAA
Spodoptera frugiperda (fall armyworm) is the source of this 786-nucleotide messenger RNA. RefSeq names its product 40S ribosomal protein S9 (gene RpS9). The coding region runs from base 174 to 758 and encodes 194 amino acids. The transcript has 4 exons. Gene Ontology annotation, biological process: positive regulation of translational fidelity; translation. Lineage: Eukaryota; Metazoa; Arthropoda; Insecta; Lepidoptera; Noctuidae. Gene Ontology annotation, molecular function: rRNA binding; structural constituent of ribosome. Gene Ontology annotation, cellular component: cytosolic small ribosomal subunit. The record is from RefSeq and is a predicted model, not a curated record.